AUGGCUUCUACUUUGAACUCCGUUUCGGCUGCGAACAGCUCCUCCGGCAAUGCUGUCAACAACACAGCGCAGAAUUCUGGCAGGCCCUCUCUGAGAUCCAGCGGCAGCACCAAGGGGGACGGUCGCCGCCAGUCCGGCAGCCCUGGGGAUGGUGGUCAGCGGCGCACAAACUCCCACAAGGCUUGGAUCCAAGGGACCAACCCCAUUACUCAACGCUCCUCGUACGCAUCUCCGAACGGCAACAUGGCUCAACGCCAUUCUGGCUCCCCUCGCCCGGGUCAGAAGGAGUCCAACACCCCCGAUAGCCACGCUCAUGACCGACUAGUGUUUUUGUUUGCCAGCUUCAUCGGCCUUCACACUACCAUUACUACAAAGAGCGGAGAGAAGUUUACUGGCAUUUUCUCUUCCUCGAGCUUGGAAGCGACUGAUUCGUCAUUUCUUCUGAAGAUGGUGCAGCGCACCUCUCAAGAGAACCAGGGAAAGGCCAAUGGUGCGAGCGACACCACGGCCUCAUACCUCGGAUCCGCCCCAGAGCACAGCAUGGCUUUUGAUAUCAAAGAAGUUGCAGAUAUCGCUGUGCCCAAUGUUUCCCCGGCUGAGGUAUCAGUCAAGGAAUCUAAUGGUGCGGCUGGUUUCCGAACCGACGCUGAUAUUUCCGGAAAUUUGGCGAUGCGGGAGCGUGCCUUGAAGCGCUGGGAGCCUGCCGAGCAUGAGGUAGAUAUGUCUCUAGAGAGCGCGGCUGGUGGCUCGACUGGUUGGGAUCAGUUUGAGACGAAUGAGCGUCUCUUCGGCGCAAAGACCAGCUAUGAUGAGAACCUUUACACGACUCGCAUUGACCGUUCUGAUCCUACCUACCGCCAGAAGCAAGUUGAGGCAGCUCGGAUUGCGGCCGAAAUUGAAGGAACUGAUGUGGAUAAUGCGCACAUGCGUGAGGAGAGAGGUCUGAUAGCUCCAGACAAUGGUGAUCAGGAUGAAGAAGACAAGUACAGUGGCGUCCGACGCGAGAACAAGACUUUUUCGCCCUUGGUUUCUGGGCAACCCAACAAAUACACUCCUCCUGCUCGCCGACAAGUCGGAGCUCAACCUGCUGCGCCAGUCAAGCAGCCCUCCACUGCCUCUGUUCCUCCUCAGGCCCCGGCCAAGGAGACUCCUCCAUCAGAGAAGCAACCCCCUGCGGCGGCUCCCAAGCCCACCGCCGAGGCUGAUCAGAAGGUCGACUCCAGCAAGACUGCUCCCUCUGCUCUCCCCGCCAAGCAGCAGCGGGUGGUUCCCGAGAAUGCCACCGCCAAUGUGGAGACUGAGGUGCUCGACCACUUCCGUCAGUUCGCCAACAGUGAGAAGUUGAAGAUGCAAGAGCGCCGUCGCAACCAGGCAUCCUAUGAUCGGACCAUCAAGCUGAAUGAGCUGAUGAAAUUCUCGAAGAACUUUAAGCUCUCAACCCCAGUGCCCAAGGAUCUGGUGCCAAUCCUGGCUAAAGAUCCCCACAAGCAGGAAGCAAUUAUCAGCCGCGCUCAUCUGCCGGAGGACAAGCCGUCCCCCAAGACUGCUGCGCAGACACCUGAACAGAAACCCCCGGCUCGCGCUGUUGGUCCCACUGGUGCAGUUCCUCCUGUGGCUCCAUCUGAUCGCCAGAACUACCCCCGUGGCCGCCAAGGAUACCUGCCUACUGGCCCGCUCGCCGGUCCAGGUGGCCGGUUCCCCCAGCAGCCCAUGCAGCCAGGUCGCCCAGGAACUGGUAUGCUCAGUCACCGGCUGGCGGACAAUCUCCAGCAGCGUAAGGGCGCUGGCAUGGGACCUGUUCCCGCCCCGCUCCCCAUUCAGGAUGCUGAUGCCCGGGUGCCCCCAACUGGUCCUGCGAGCGAGCAACCUCGUAUUACGAGCCCCGUAAAGGCCCAGACCCCCAACGCUGCCGCGGCGUCGAAAUUCAACGUCCGUGCGAUGGAGUUCAAGCCUAACCCGGCAGCCAGCACGUUCACCCCUGGUGGUGCCGCUCUUGCUGCUCCCGCUGCCCCCGCCGCUGCUGCCAGCACCGCCAGCCCUCGGCCUUUCUCUCGAAACCGCUCUGUGUCGCGUGCAACCACACCGUCUGCAUUCUUUGGUGCUAAAAAGCCACAGCCAAUCUCGGAGCGACCCUCGAUUGAUGAUCAGUUUAACCCGAUCAAGCGCAUGAAGAAGGAGAGUGCUGAGUCUGCGGACAAGCCCUACCCAUCCAAUGGAGGCAUCCCCCCCCUUACAAGACCGCUCCCACCUGGGAUGUUCCCGCAGCCGGGUGGAGUUCCGUCCGUCUCGCCUCAAGGUCGAUCUGCUUCAAACAACCCCCAUCUCCCUCAGCAGCACCAGAUGCCCUUCCAGUUCCAACAGAGCAACCCCGGCAUGCCUCCUUCGUCUGGCCCUCCUAAUGGCCCUCACCUCCACCAAGGCCCUCAUGGUCCCGGUCCCCACAUGGAAGAUCACCACCGCAUGCAAUUGUCUGCAUCAUCAUCUCAAGUGUUCCCCUCACCUCGCAUGGGUCAGAGUCACGUAGGGUAUCCCUCACCCAUGGCUCCUCAUGCUCAGCUGGCCUUUGGGCAACCGAUGCCGCAAUUCUAUGGAGGUCCUCAGCCUGCCCACAUGAGGCAUUAUCAGGGCGCUCCUCAGUUCGCCGGACCGCAAGCUGGAAUGGGCGCUCCUAUGAUGGUGCAGAACCCCUCCAAUGGUCCCUACAUGGGCGUCCCCCAGGGCAUGUCUCCUUAUACCCCGCAGAUGCAAAUGUACUCCCCUUCCCCUGGUCACGCUUAUCCCCAGCAUGCACCUCCGCCUCAACCUCAUAGCGGAUAUCCCAGUCCCAGUCGUGGCGCGCCGAUGAUGAUGCACCAGAACUCGCAAUCCGGACAGCUACCACAGCCGAUGAUGUUUAUGUCGCCCGGGCAGGCAGGACAACCGGGCUAUGGAGCUCAACCUGGCCACAGUGAGUUCCCCCGCCCAGUAUGGAUUGCGUUCGCCGCUCAUUCUCCUCAUUCAGUGCCUGCUGGCCGUGGCGGUUACCCGCAACAGCAACCUCACUUCUCAUCUAGUCCCCACCAGGCACACCACUUCCCUCCUAACCAGCACCGGACGCCUAGUAACAACUAUAACCAAGCACCUCAGAUGGCGCCUCAAAUGUCAUCCAAUACCCCCGCCAACGCUGGCGCCGGCUCGCACGCUGCUGAGCCCACCGACGAAGGAAAAUGA
Molecule: messenger RNA, 3210 nt
Organism: Penicillium canariense
Lineage: Eukaryota; Fungi; Ascomycota; Eurotiomycetes; Eurotiales; Aspergillaceae
Product: putative PAB1 binding protein (Pbp1)
Exons: 5
Coding region: 1-3210 (1069 amino acids)
Biological process (GO): cytoplasmic stress granule assembly
Cellular component (GO): cytoplasmic stress granule
Molecular function (GO): RNA binding
Source: RefSeq, a predicted model, not a curated record